GUCACAUGUAAAUAUACCUGCUUUCGAUAUGAUUAAUUAUAUUUCUAUCCACUGUGAUUAAUUUAAGAGUAGGAUGGCACUUCAGUAAAAUUUUGGGCUACUAAGAGAUGAACGUUAUGCGUGUUUUACGGGUAACAAGUAGACCUAAGGGAAGAUACCAUCCAGGAUUCCGUCGAAUAAAUGCCUGUCAACUCUCUUACUUGAAACUGAAAUCAGAAUUUGACUUUGUAGGGGCGUCAAAAUUCAAAGACUUUCAGGUUGAACGACCUCUGUGCACACACAAGGCGCAUUCCUGCCAGCACUCUCCGUACCGGCCAUUCUCGGACAAUGAGACAGAUGACUCUGGCAGUCUGCUGGAUGAGGCUGAUGAGCCAGACAAUGUACGGCUUCAGCUCUACCCAGACUCAGAUGACCCUGUACUUAGGGCAAUGGGAAGGACAACCUCUGUGGAUAAUGUGUUUGCGGUGCUGGGGGAGUCCACGGACCCGCGCCACCUCUGCCAGGCUGUAGUGUCUCUCUGGGACUUGCACAAACUUGACGAGGAGCCUGGCUCGCUGCCCGCGGAUGACUACACCCGCCUGAUGGACGAGCUGCUGCGCCAGGCAGACUCUUGUGACGACUUGGCACUUGUCUGUGCCCUCUACAGUGUGGUGCGACUGGAGGGCCCCGACUGGCGGGCGGCCCAGGCGCGGCUGGAGGAGCUGUGCACGGCCCGCCUGCCGCGCCUCUCGCUAACGGCGCUCAGCCGACUCGGCGUCUGUCUCCAGCUGCACGACUCGACCCGGCCCUGGCCGCCGCGCCUGGUGCAACCCUACCUGCGCGCGCUGGCGCACUACACGGCCACGUGCGGCUCGUGGCACGAGCUGCGCCUGCUGGCCACGGCGCUGCACAGCGCGCUCAGCUACGUCUCGGUGGACGGCGAGCGUCGCUUUAUGGACGUGGUGCGGCGCUUCAUCGCCGAGCGCGAUGUCGGGCCGGACGACGUCGACUCGGUGUUCAAGCUGUUCAAGGUGCUGAACUCGCGCGGCCUGCGCCACUGGCUGGCGCUGGUGUGCCGCGACCUGGCGUCGCUGUACGUGCGCGCCGAGCCGCGGCCGCCGGCCGUCGUCACCGGCCAGCUGGGGCAGGCGGUGCUGCGCUUCCGCGAGGCGUCCCCGGCCGUGGAGCGGCUGCUGGCCGAGCGGGCGGUGGCGCUGCUCUCCCAGGAGCCGGCCGAGCUGGCCCAGCUGCGCCUGCUCGACACGGCCGCGCCCAGCCGCAUCUUCCCCGAGUGGCUGCGGGACAGCCUGCUGCGGACCGCCCGGGACUCGCUGCAGGGACUCGAGGACCGGCUGGACGCGCCGGAGCCGCUGGCCGACAAGGCGUCCCGGAUCCGUCUGCUGACGGAGCUGCAGCGCGCGCGCCAGCUGCUGUCGGAGGUGCGGCCGCAGCGGCCGGCCGAGCACCGCCGGCUCUGGCAGCUGUUCCUGCGCACCCUGCACCGGCCCGACGCCUGGAUCGUCUCUGAGCAGAGCGUCACCCGGCGGCACGCGCUGGCCUACUUCAGCCACAUGGCGCAGCUGUCGCCCAGCUGCGGUCUGCCGGAGCUGGAGGCCGAGCUGGGCCGGCGCCUGGAGCUGCACUGCCGCGCGGUGGUGAGCACCAACCGGCUGGUGGAGCUGGCCUCGUUCCUAGUGGCGUACGGCGGCCGGCCGGUGCCCUCCGAGCUGCUGCAGCGGCUGCUGCGACUGGCCGACAACGACCAGCUCUCCACGCACCGCGUCAACCGGCUCUCCAGAGCGAUCCAUAUCGGCCGGUCUCGUGUCGAUCGCGCCCGGACGCCGCAGUCCACCGAGCACCUGCACCAGCUCACCCAGCUGACUGUGGCGCUCAACAACGCCACCGUCCGGCUGCUGCCGGCGCUGACAUCCACCGAGGCGGUGGUGUGGCUGGCGGGCGCGGCGUUGCGCCGGCGCGGUGUCGUUCCCGGCAACACCUCCGUGCUGGGGGCGGCUCUGGCCCGGUUCCGCGCCCUCACAGAGACGCCCGACGGUAACGGAAGUGAGCUCACCUCUCGCGCCGUCGACAAGCUGGCCAGCUGCCUGGAGGGGGCGCGCUACGCCGACGACGCCGUCAUGGAGACGCUCUGCAGGCACGUGGUGGAGCACCGUGACCACGUGACGGGCGUGGUGGCCGAGCGGGUGCUGUCAGCGGCGUUUCGGACCGGCUACUGGCCGGCCGACUCGGGCCCGUUCGACGACUUCUUGGCGGCGGCCGCCGACAUCGUCUCCCGGAGCCUGUACCGACUGACGGCCGAGAGCACCCUGCGCGCCUGUCUGUCGCUCUGUCUGUACGGCCAGCUGCCCGCUCAGCUGGCGCGCACCGUCCUCGGCCAGGCCUUCCUGGAUAAGACCGAGCGGCAGAUCCAGCACAUGGUCGAACAGACGGGCGCGCUGCAGCAGGCGCCGGCCGGCGGCGGGCCGUCCCCGGUGGUCUGUCUGACCCACGGCGCGCUGCAGCAGGCGCCGGCCGGCGGCGGGCCGUCGGCGCCGGCCGGCCGCGCUGCGGGUGCCCAGUCGGCGGCCACCCGGCUGCGGCGGCUGCAGAUGGAGGUGAACCGCGCCGUCCGGCUCAACCUGCCCGACCAGAGCGUGCCCUGGUUCACAGACGUCUACGCCAAGGGACUGCCCGACCCAGCCACGGGCGCGGCGCACCGGCAGCUGGUGGCUGAGGUGCGCGACACGCUGUCGGCGCUGGUCGGGGGCGCCGACCGGGUCCACUGCGGGGUGCGCGCCGCCGGGUACCAGUUCACCGCCGAUCUGGUGGUGUACCGGCGGCCCGACGGCGGCUUCACCGACACGGACGGACCGCUGGUCACCAGCGUGGCGCUGCUGGUGCCCUCCACGCACGAGUACUGCACGAACCGUCCGCAGCCGACGGGCGGCCAGCUGCUGCGCCGCCGCCACCUGGAGAUGCUCGGCUACACGGUGCGCACCGUCCACCCGCACCACUGGAACAGCAUGGCGCUGGCCGAGACCGCCGACAAGCUGGCCUUCCUCGGCGCGCUCAUAGACGGACGUAACCUGCUGGAGGAGCGCGCGUGACGCCGGCCGGCCGGCCAGCCAACCGCGCCGGCCCGUGUCCACUAGUCUCCGCCGCGCCGGUACGAGAGCUUUGUUACGUGAGCGAUUACCGCGGCUGUUGGUAUGCUCAGUGAAGGUGCUGCUGUUUUGUAAUACAUGUCACAUAUAGACUGCUUA
Messenger RNA from Amphibalanus amphitrite, 3239 nucleotides. RefSeq lists its product as uncharacterized. Lineage: Eukaryota; Metazoa; Arthropoda; Thecostraca; Balanomorpha; Balanidae. The record is from RefSeq and is a predicted model, not a curated record. Bases 108 to 3083 code for a protein of 991 amino acids. The transcript has 14 exons.